AUGACUCAGGAAAACAAGAAAAUAUCAUUUGGCUUUUCCAGACAGUCAUCCAGACAGCCUCUUCUUAAAGCUCCAACUGAAGCUAAAGUCAAAGAUGGAAAGGAUUAUAUUAAAUGCAUUGAUAACAAGUCAAUAAAACUUAUCAAUGAAACAAAGGUCGUGAAUGGUCCGCUGGUUAUUCCGCUAAUAGAAAGCAGUAAUAGUUGGAAAAAUAAACUUAUAGAAAAAUUAAAUUCAAAAGAUGUAAAUACUUCAUCAGAAUCUUCUAAAAAAUUAAAUUCUACAGAAGCUUCUUCAAAAAAUUUUAAUUCUACCUCAGAAAAUUCAAAUUCUCCAGCUCCAGUAUUAAAAAAUUCAGUUGCAGCUUCAGAUAAUUUAAAAUCAUCAUCAUCAAAAGAAGAAAUAGAAAUAAUAGAUGUAGAAAAAAUAGAAAAAGUAGUCGAGGUAAUAGAAAUUGAAGAAAAUGAUGAAGAAGAAAUGGAAAUAUCAAAUGUAAGUAAAUUAAAUAAAGUAGAAAUUGAUGAAAAAGAAUGGGACCGUCUGGCUGCUGAAGAAAUAUUAAAAGACAGCCAGAAAAAAAUAAAAGUCGAAAAAGGGAGUGACUUUAAAAUAGAAAUUUCUGAAUCUAACAUGUUGUUUGUUGGUGAGGAAGAGUCAACUCUGGAUGAUUACGAAAGAAUUCCAAUAGAUCAGUUCGGGAUGGCGAUGCUGCGCGGAAUGGGCUGGCAUCCUGACAGAGGAAUCGGUAAGAAGCCCCAGCUGGUGACUACAGAGGUCCCGCUGUCGCGGCCAAGAGGAAUGGGCCUGGGAGCUGACAAGGUGGUUAAAAAACCUUCGAGCUCAGGUGAUAGCAAAAAAGAGUUGAAGCUGGAGAAGGGCUGCUUCGUUAAGCUGAUCGCGGGCAGGUUGAUGGGACACUAUGGAGAGGUCAAGGGCUUUGAUGAGGACAAAGGCCGAGUUAUGGUCAAGCUAUCUCUGCUGGAUGAUGUUCAGACGUUCAGUGAGGUGAUGCUUGACCCGGUCUCCAAGGAUGAGUUCGAUAAGAAUUCAAAGGUUAUCAAUAUUUCCAAGUACGAGGAGUACAAGAACAAAACUCAAGACUUGGAGGAUGGAAGGAGCAGGGUCAAUGGUCAUGUUGAGAGGGAGCGCGAUGAUGAUAGGAGAGACGUUUCUUAUUCCUCAAGGGACAAGAGGAGAGAUCGGGAACGCAGCAGGUCCAAAGAGAGGUCCAGGGGUGGUAAAAAUAAAUAUGAGAGAAGAGAUAGGGAUAGAAGUAGGUCCAGGGGAAGAGAAAAUAAACAUGAGAGGAGAGAUCGUGGGAGAGACAGGUCUGGGGAGAGACAUAAACACAAAAAGUCCAAGCAUCACAAAAAACACAGACAUUGA
Cotesia congregata is the source of this 1386-nucleotide messenger RNA. The record is from the annotation of a GenBank genome assembly. Lineage: Eukaryota; Metazoa; Arthropoda; Insecta; Hymenoptera; Braconidae.